AUGUAUCGCAUUCGUGACAAAUCGCCAGAGACCUUGAUUUUCUGGAUUUACGCGAAUAGCGCGGCCCGAUUCAAUCAGUGCUACCGCGAUAUUGCCGAUAAUCUCGAUAUACCAUAUCGAAAUUCCACCGACACGAACAUUUUUCAUGUUGUUCAUGACUGGCUUGAGAAGCAGCAAGAAAAAUGGAUCAUUGUUCUCGAUGGCAUGGAUAGUGAUUGUGAUCUUCCUCAGACAACCCCAACAGGAAGCCUAGAAGGCAUAACGAACGACGAAAAAAAGACUUUGUCUAACCCACUUGAAGGCUUUCUACCUCGGAGCCCCAACGGCUCUGUACUUUUGACCACAAGAAGCCUACUUGUAGCUAAGGAAAUAGCCACAAAUGAUGAAUUCAUUGGGAUGGAGCCUAUGAGCGAGCCUCUCGCAAUGGCACUCUUCUAUAGAAAUCUCGGUCAAAGCUCAAAUGAUGAGAGAGUCAGCAUACUUGUCAAAAGACUUCGCUUUCACCCACUCGCGGUUGUCCAAGCAGCCCUUUUGAUCAAGUCUCAACCUCAAUUGAGCAUAUCAACCCUUUGUGACCGGCUAGAUGCUCAUAUGCCAAUUCAGGAUACUGCUCCUCGUUCUAAUCCGCUUCAUAGCAUAUUGAACAGUACAUUCAAUCACAUUAGACAAACAAUGCCGGAAGCCUCAGAGAUAUUGUCAUUGAUGUGUUUCUUUGAACCUCAGGAAAUCCCUAAAACUUUUCUUGAAACACGAGGAGACAAAAGCCUCAGUGAGAAUGAAGAAAGCAUUAGAAUGAAGGUCUCCACUCAACCACUGAAUCAAAUCUACCAACGGCAUUGGCCACGUGCAAGAUUAGACGCUUCCAUCGACAUACUCGCCGAUUUAUCAUUAAUAUGUGUCAAAGACUCAAGCACAAUGGCAAUGCAUGGCUUAGUGCAACAGGAGCUGAAACGUCGGCUCGAGUUAGAAGGCCUAACCAAUCAAUGGUUAGCACAGUCUAUCAAAUGCCUUUGCCAUCAGCUGCCAGAAAUGAACUUUGAGAGUACAAGUGAUUGGCGGUUUUUCUUCCCGCAUGUGAAGGCUAUGAUAAAACAACGUCCAAUUGCGGGCCAGAGUGAACCACUUCUCGAAUGGGCAACCCUACUGCACAGAGGCUCGCGCUACGCGUGGACUAUUGGUGAAACAGUAGACAUGAAGCGAAUGGCCACGGCUGCGGUAGAGGUGAGACAGGAAUUGCUAGGUCCUGAUGAUCCAGAGACAAUUGAUGUUUCCACGUCUGUCAUCUUAGCUUAUCUGCUAUUGGGCCAGUGGGGUGAAGCAGAGCUUUUAGCAGAACAGCAGACGGAACGCUGCAGCCGUGUGCUAGGGGAUGAACACCCUAUUUCCCUCUUUGUCACAGGCCAAUUCGCAUUGUCAAAAUGGUAUCAAGGUCGAUGGCGUGAGGCAGAGCUGCCAAGUUUGAAGUUGCUCGACAUAGCUCAACGCACGCUCGGUGAGGAGCACCCAGAUACUUUGAGCAUCAUGAGCAAUAUUGCGGCGACUUAUGAUAACCAAGGUCUAUGGGAAAAAGCCGAAAGAUUGAACUCACAAGUACACGAGAGACGCUUGCGAAUUCUAGGUGCAGAGCAUCCAGACACAUUAACUAGCAAAAACAAUCUUGCAGUGAUUUACGAAAAGCAAGGUCAGUUGGAAAAAGCGAGGACGCUCAUCAUAGCGGUGUUAGAGAUACGCAGGGAUAUCCUAGGCGCAGAGCAUCCGGAUACUCUGAGUAGCAUGAGCAAUCUUGCCUCGGUUUAUCAUGCUCAAGGCGAAUUUUUACGGGCCGAGGAGCUCUCUCUCCAACUGCUUGAAAUCUAUAAGAGACUCCGCGGGAUUCAACACCGAGACACACUUGUGGGGAUUGAUAAUCUGGCAAGGAUCUAUCGAGACCAAGGUCGAGAGGAUGAAGCCGAGGUACUCGGUGCGCAGGUGGUUGAAGGAAGGCAAAAGAUCCUUGGUUUAAACCAUCCCGAUACUUUGAUGAGCCUAGUAAGCCUGGGUGCAAUAUAUUCGAGCCAGAGGCGGUGGGAUGAAGCUGAAGCAAUCCAAGAGCAAGCCCUGAAAGGCCAACAGAUAACACUCGGCCUUGAGCAUCCAGAUGUCCUUUCUAGCAUGGAUUCUCUAGCAUCUAUCUACAGAAGUCAAAGGCGACUGGAAAAGGCUGAUGCAAUGUACCGCCAAUCAAUAAAGACCCUCAAGGCCUCUCUUGGGUCGGGCCACACAAGCACCGCAAAGAGCCUAGGGAAGUUGGCCUUAGUUCUCCUCGAUCAAGGGGAAUUUAAAGAAGCGGAAUUGUUGCAGAAAGAGUCAGUCGAAGUCAUCGAGAAUGCACUUGGCCCAGACCAUCCCGAUGUUUUGGAAGGCAUGAAUACCCUGGCCUUAAUAUUUACCAAGCAGAAACGCCCCCAUGAGGCUGAAAAAGUUCAACGUCGGGUCGUAGACUGUCGCAAGACAAUCUUUGGCAUGGAGCAUCGAAACACCCUAGAUAGCAUGGAGAUUUUGGCGGUUUUGCUUUUUGACAUGGGUCAAUGGGAAGAAGCCGAAGGACUAGCAAAGACAGUCACUCAAGUCCGAGCAAAGGAGCUCCGAAAGCAUGGUCCGAAGGCAACAAAAGCCACUUUACUACUUCAGAAAAUCUCUCAGAUGAAGUUGGCUCGAGGUAUAUCUCCUGACGAGGAUGGUGACUCAGAUAUCUCCGAUUUCGGAUCCGUCAUUAGCAGCUUGUCCUUUACGGGCAGUAGUUCUUCAGGUACAUCCCUCGAUAACUCAAUUGUCACAUCCGCUGUUGAAGUCUUCACGGCCUCACUCCUGGGUAUGGAAACAUUUCAACAAGUCUGCAGGUUUGCGCUUGAGGAAAGCGGCUACUCAAAGAUGCGCAUUCGGAGAAACCUGGAAAAAGCCCUUGGCCGCUUUGCAUCCCAUUUGACUCGCGAACCUGAGUUAGGAGUCGAGCCUCAUAUCAUCAAGUUUUUUCGUGGUUCACAGCUCAGAAUAGCAAGCCUUACUAUGCAAUCACUCGGCAAAACGAGGCCCUCCGGGCUAGAGGAAUCCAAUAUUCGCCUAGUCGAGGAAGAGAGUUCUAGAGCCAAGGUCUUGGACUAUCUUCAAACACGAGAAGAUUCAUCUCGGCUAAUUCGAAAUGAGCAAUUCGAUGUAAUUAAUUUCGAGCCACAUAUUCAGGGCAAGACAGAGGGUCGUGACGAAGUAGAUUCUGACUCCGACUCCGAGGCAGAUUCCAUUCCCGAUGCCCCAGAGAUCGCGGAACAGACACUGGUGGACGAUCUUCAAAGAAUAGAGCACCUCAUUUUCCACUCAAAUGCUUUCCAAAUUAUGGAGAGAGAGUUUCACGAUUUUGUCUUUCCGUCUAUGCGAUCCAUUCUCUUUAAAUGGAUUUUGAAAAAGCGGAGGAGUGGAGAAUUUACGAGUACACAGCUCCAUAAUCUUGAAGUAAUAGUGAGUGAGCUGCAACACGUCGGGCCGGAUAAGAUAGCACUGAGCUUUGAUGAGGAUUAUUCGAUCUUAAAUACCAUCAAAGGCAAAUGGGAGGCAUUUACAGCGGAAAGAUGGGACUGGUGGCCUCUCAGGCCCUACAUGCGCGCUUUAGCAAACGAUGAGGCUCGUUUACACUGGCAAUGUGUGAGUUUGUUGAUUUUGCUUGUAUGA
Messenger RNA from Penicillium waksmanii, 3702 nucleotides. Its product is annotated as tetratricopeptide repeat protein. The coding region runs from base 1 to 3702 and encodes 1233 amino acids. The transcript has a single exon. The record is from RefSeq and is a predicted model, not a curated record. Lineage: Eukaryota; Fungi; Ascomycota; Eurotiomycetes; Eurotiales; Aspergillaceae. Gene Ontology annotation, molecular function: protein binding.